Messenger RNA from Microtus ochrogaster (prairie vole), 640 nucleotides. RefSeq names its product ciliary microtubule inner protein 3 (gene Cimip3). NCBI's taxonomy places the organism in Eukaryota, Metazoa, Chordata, Mammalia, Rodentia, Cricetidae. The record is from RefSeq and is a predicted model, not a curated record.
CAUCGUCUGGUUCUUUUUCAUGCUGCCGCAGGCCUCUCUGUCCCCGAGGGAAGAACCUUCCCUCCCUCGCCCCGUCCUGCCCCUGACUGAACUCCGCAGCGUCUCCCCAGGGGACACUACCAGGCCAUGGCCCCCAGCCGCGCUCCCCGCCCGCGCACCCCGCGACAGGUGGUGCGGGCGCCGCCGCCGCUCGCCUGGAAAUGCGAGCUACCUGGACAGUGACAUUUCUGAGAAGUCCCCUUCAGCUUCAAGAGACAAGAAGAGCCAAGCCUUCAGGGCUUGCUACUGUGCGGACGUUGUUUUCCAGGACUCACAAAAAUCCUCAAUCCCCAGCCAUGGGCAAGAGAUGCCAUCAGGCAAAAAGGUGAAGAAGGCGUCAUCCCCGCCCUUGUCACAGACGUGGAAAGGAGACCGGGAGCAAUCUCUGGCGGCAGCCUUUGUACCUGUGGUGGUGGAUCCUCGGGGGCAGAACCCGGAUAAAUGCAGGUUCAAUUUCUACACCUCCCAGUAUUCCAACUCUCUGAACCCCUUCUACACCUUGCAGAAGCCCACCUGUGGCUACCUGUACCGCAGGGAGACUGACCACACCCGCAAACGUUUUGACGUUCCUCCAGCAAAUCUGAUCUUGUGGCGCACCUAG